Messenger RNA from Exserohilum turcica Et28A, 1959 nucleotides. RefSeq lists its product as uncharacterized. Lineage: Eukaryota; Fungi; Ascomycota; Dothideomycetes; Pleosporales; Pleosporaceae. The record is from RefSeq and is a predicted model, not a curated record. The transcript is spliced from 2 exons. Gene Ontology annotation, biological process: DNA-templated transcription. Gene Ontology annotation, molecular function: DNA binding; zinc ion binding. Bases 1 to 1959 code for a protein of 652 amino acids.
AUGCUUAUCUGGCGCAGACAGGUUCAGGACCUCCAGAGUCAAAUUGCUGAGUUGACCCACGUAAACUCGCAGCUCCGAACAAGGGUAGCAGACCAGAGUCCCAUGGACUCGGAGCGAACGGAUAUGAAGCGCAGGUACUCCCAAAUACACGCUGGCGUCACCCAAAUCCCACGGCGCGUGUCUGUUCCCGUCCUGGACAACUUUGAUCGCGUCCGCGACAACAUCAGAGAGCAUGCUCACGGCGUCUUCAGUACCCCCCAUCAAGACUACCUGCGCACUGCAGAGCCUGAUUGGCCGCUGCCUCGAUUACCUCUGCAUGCUGACUAUGCCUAUUCUUCUCGCUCCUUCCUUGACACGAUACACGGCCUGUAUCCUGCAUUGCACUGGCCCACAUUUCAGCACAAGGUUGACCAAGUUUAUGCCGCGCGGACCUUUGACGGUUGCUCUCGCGCAUGGAUUGGCUUGUUCUUUGCAGUACUGGCCUGUGGUUCUCUGCGCCGCAGAUCCGACUACAGAGUCUCUCCAGGGAUGCCAGAAGAAGGCCAGGCCAUGUUUGACACUGCCUCUUCUGCUCUUCAGCCUUGGCCCCAACAUCUCACCAUGGUCCAUGCUCAAGCGGCUCUCUUGAUGAGUAUAUUCGCAACCGAGAGCAAUCAACGCUCUCUCGGCUCCAUCUGGCUUGCAUCUGCAGUAAGGAUUGUACACGAGUUACAGAUUAGCCCUGAACUCGACUGCUGGUCUGCAUUUGAUGCCGAGGUUAGACGUAGACUUUGGUGGUCCGUCUACGUCCGUGACCGCAUGGUUUCCCUCGAGACGAAUCGGCCAAUGCUUAUCAACGAGAACGAUUGCGAGCUGUCGCUUCCGACAUCGGUAGACGACCGCUACAUUCAGCCUAACGAGGCCUUUGGGCCCUUUACAAAAGCAACUCACUUCAACGAUUUCGUGGCUACCAUACACAUGACACGCCUCUACGCGCCGUUGCAGCAGGCACUCAAGUCGAGCACCAUUCUCCCGCAGACAAUGGCAAGCUUUGACGAACAGCUUCGCUCCAAGCUCCUCCUCCUGCCAGAGGCUUACCAGCCAGACUCGAGUGCUAUUUUGGACGCGAAGGCAUUGCCGACCGUGUUUGUUCUACUCUCGGCUCGCUUUCAUCUCUACCGGCGCAACCUCUCACCCGUGUCUGGUGCUGUGGAGCGGGGCAACGCGCUGGAGCGGUGCGUGUCUGUGGCCCAAGACACGGCAAAGUACGUGUCGAGGGUGUCAUGCAACACUUCGAUGCUAGACGCAGCCAAGGCAUGGACAGAGAAUGCGGCGUUGAUUGCGAGCAAUGUGGUAUGCUUGCAUCUGUGGCGAUGCAUUCUGAUACUGUGCUUCCGGGGCGAGUAUGAUGCAGCUUUGGUGUGCUUACACCUGUCGAGGUCUAUUGGCAGUGCACGCAACAUCAAUGCAGGCUGCGGGAGGAACAUGUGCUUUUUUCUAGAGCGGCUAUUUGACCAGGUGCGGAAUAGUGUGGGAGGCAGCAAACAAUUGGAACAGGAUGAGGAGAUGAUUGCCUACCUGAGUGCUGACACGCAGGGUAGUCUAGAGCAUUCUUGGGUCUGGGCAGGAUCGAAUAUGGCGCCAUCAGGGUACAGACAGGAUGCGCUGCCUGGCAUGACAAGGUCACCAGCAGGCGAAGAAGCGAUGCGAGAGGCGCCAUUGUCACGAGGGCCAUUUGGUGCAGGAUUGAAUGGAAGCGCAGAAUGGGACGACUGGGGCCGGGUGGAGGGCCUGGUGCGGCAAUUGGUGGACGAGCGUCUCUACCGAGCUACACAGGGACCGACUUACUAUCCACCCCCACACAAUCCCGUCAAGCGAGUGCAACUUGCGUCGGACACGUAUUCGCCGCCAAAAGCUGCGUCGGAGCCCAGCCCAGCCCCCUCGAGCACCAGUCGUAUCAGCAUAGCGAAUAUUAUCUGA